This is a messenger RNA of Hylaeus anthracinus, 1392 nucleotides long. RefSeq lists its product as uncharacterized. The record is from RefSeq and is a predicted model, not a curated record. The coding region runs from base 26 to 1231 and encodes 401 amino acids. NCBI's taxonomy places the organism in Eukaryota, Metazoa, Arthropoda, Insecta, Hymenoptera, Colletidae. The transcript is spliced from 8 exons.
GUGAAUUUGCAGUCGCCAAGAUUCGAUGGACGGCUCGACAACUUGUUUCUUCUUAGAACACGUCAGACAGUAUCCCUUCCCGACAGUUUACGCAACGGGAAUGCCUCAAAGCGACAAUAAUGGGAAUCAGGAACCAUCGGCCGGGCUUCCGCUGAUUCAAUUUACCAAUGGCGGAAUUAGAUUUAAUUUUGGAGGCUAUCACGCCGAGGCAGGCCUUGGUGGUCUUCUGACUGGCUCGAGAACAGGAGGUGGACUUCACGCUAGUGCAGGCACACCUUGGGGUGCUCACGCAGGAGCUGGCCUGGGCGGAUUGCUCGGCGGUGACAAUGCAAAUGCUGGAGGUGGUCUUUACGCGAGAGCUGGCCUCGGAAAUGGAAGACCGGAAGCUGCAGCCGGCUUGGGUGGAGUAUUGGACGGUAGCGGACGAUCGAUUGUCCCCGCUAGGGGUGGGCUCUUCGCCGGUGCAACCACCGGCGCCCGUGGAGUUAGCGUCGGAACGGGAACCCGUGAUUUUGCUGCGGCAACCGGAGCUGGAGUCUACGGUCCAAACGAGGAAAUCAAUCGUUCGACUAGCAAAGGUAUCAACGGAUCGGUCAGCGCCGGAGGCAAACCAGUCGGAAGUGGCUCGAACAUUCAAAUCAUCGCGAAGAAGGCUCAGAAUGUUAAGCAGGCAUCGAGCAACGCGGUCAACCCGGAACCAAAGCAGAAGGACCAUUCAUCGAACAAAGAGAUCCGUGAAAUAGGAGCGUCUCAGCCACUGGUUAUUGCCAGCGCGGGUAUUUCUGGAACUCUUUCCGUGAAUCCUGUUCCUCAAGGACCUCUGGUUCCGCAGCCGAUGGAACAGGUGAAGGUAGUAGGAAACGUUGGAACAAUCGAGCCAGCUCCCCCUGCACCCCCGCUGACGAGUGAUACGAAUGAAAUUCCACUAGUAGAUAAACGCCCUCAACGAGUGAGAGUCAUAUAUCCAAAAUGGAUCAGAAAGAGAUUAGGGGGACCCAGGAAACAAAUUAUCUACGACACCGGGGUGAAUGUACAAAGUGAUCCAUCUGAUGCAAAUACUCAAAAACUUUCGCGUCGUCAAGUUGAUGAAAUUCUAAAUGUACCCAGAUCGAGAACAGAUCCUGUACUAGUACAAAGCGGUAACAGCGAUGGAUUCUAUGAGGACGUCUUCAACAUACCAGUAUCGACACUUAAUGCUGUUAACCGAUUAUUAAACAACAAUUUCGGUUGACUAAUCGCGUUGCGUAUGUAUGUAUACGUGAAACUUUUCGAUUCGAGGGUAUGUUUCAUACGCAAAUUUAAUGGUAAAGGAAGUCAUGAUGUAUCAAUGUAAUAGAAUUUAGUUUAUGUACGAUUUUAUAAUACAUUUUUAAAUAAAUCUUUUUAUUCACC